GUAAUGCCAGUAUAGUGGAUGUGAUAGUACAGAUGUGAUAUACCUGGUCGUGAUAUCGCGCUGAGUGGACCAGACUAUACUACAUAUACGAGGUUUGCGCCUUGCUUUGAAAGGAGGCUAUCGAUUUGCCAUUGCGAUCCGACUUUCUUUUUUCGUGGUCAUGUCAGAUCAUGAAUGGUCCAUGGACGACCUCGAGUGUUGUAGUCGAGUGUCGUAGUCGAGUGUCGUAGUCGUCGAGUGUCGUAGUCGUACUGUAAGACGGCUUACAUGUUCUAGCAAGUACGACCUCCAUCAGCCUUACUACCACCGCUCCCGUCGUCCUUCCUGUGAUGAUGUGGCUAUGGCUCCAUUUUGGUUUUCUUGUGACCCAAGGCACCGUUUUCACCGUUUUCACCUCCAUCAGCCCUACUACGAUCGCUCCCGUCGUCCUUCCUGUGAUGAUGUGGCUAUGGCUCCAUUUUGGUUUUCUUGUGACCCGUCUUCACCGUCUUCACCGUCUUCCCGUCUUCACCGUCUUCACCGUCUUCACCGUCUUCACCGUCUUCACCGUCUUCACCGUCUUCAGCGUCUUCACCGUCUUCACCGUCUUCAGCGUCUUCAGCGUCUUCCCGUCUUCAGCGUCUUCAGCGUCUUCCCGUCUUCAGCGUCUUCCCGUCUUCAGCGUCUUCAGCGUCUUCACCGUCUUCACCGUCUUCACCGUCUUCAUCCGUCUCUGUAGCACGCGGCUGAUGCUUUGCUCUGUUUUCAAACCUUAUGAGACAUACAUGGACACAUACUGUCUACAGCUAACUCCGACAUGUCACCGAUGCUGUAGCUUGUCUCUGCUUAUCCUCUACCUCGUUCCACAGUAA
Messenger RNA from Pseudogymnoascus destructans, 851 nucleotides. RefSeq lists its product as uncharacterized. Lineage: Eukaryota; Fungi; Ascomycota; Leotiomycetes; Thelebolales; Thelebolaceae. The transcript has a single exon. The record is from RefSeq and is a predicted model, not a curated record. Bases 330 to 851 code for a protein of 173 amino acids.